Molecule: messenger RNA, 1482 nt
Organism: Adineta steineri
Lineage: Eukaryota; Metazoa; Rotifera; Eurotatoria; Adinetida; Adinetidae
Source: the annotation of a GenBank genome assembly
AUGUCCUCUUCUAAAUGUGAACACGAACACGAACACGAACAUGAACAUGAACAUGAACAUAAUCAUAAUCAUAGUCAUCAUCAUGCUAAAAAAGCCUUCUUUCGAACGAAAACGUUUCGUUUAUUGGUAAUGUUAUCUUUAACAUUUCUAUUUUUUAUUGUUGAACUUGUUGUUGGUAAUAUAACAAAAUCGGUUGCACUUGUUGCUGAUGCAUUUCAUAUGUUAUCUGAUGUAAUAUCACUUAUUAUUGGAAUUGUUGCUGUUAGAAUUGUUAAACGUCGAUCAAAUGCAAAUACAUAUGGUUGGGUACGUGCUGAAGUUGUUGGAGCAAAUAUUAAUACAGUUUUUCUUCUUGCCCUUUGUUUAACAAUUGUAUUUGAUGCUAUUAUACGUUAUAUUGAACCUGAACCAAUUGAAAAUGUUAAUUUAUUACUUAUUGUUGGUUGUAUAGGUUUAGGAAUUAAUAUUAUUGGUUUAUUCUUAUUUCAAGGAUUUCAUGGACAUUCUCAUGGAGGUCAUUCACAUGGAGGACAUUCACAUGGAAUUCAAAAACCACAAUCUAAUGAACAUGUUGAAGCAGAUGAACAAACUGAAAAUUUUAAUAGAUUUGAAAGACAUAGUACACGAGCAUUACAAGAGGUUAUUGCUGAUUGUGCUAAUCAAGUUGCGGAAGAUUCAUUAGAUACAGUUAUUGAAAUGGAUGAAAAGAAAACUAAUAAAAAAGAAGAAAAAAAAUCGAAGAAAAAAGCAUCAAUGAAUAUGCAUGGAGUUUUUCUACAUGUAUUAGCUGAUGCACUUGGUUCAGUUGUUGUUAUAAUAAGUGCAUUAAUUAUAAAAUUUGUUCCACAUGAUCAAAAUGAUAAAAAACAUUGGACAGUUUAUAUCGAUCCAACAUUAUCAAUAAUUAUUGUUAUUAUCAUAACAAUUUCUACUAUACCACUUUUUCGAGAUACAUCAUCAAUUUUACUGCAAACAAUUCCAAAAAAUCUUGAAAUUCAUCGAAUUAAAACACAAUUAUUAGAAACAAUUCCUGAUAUAAGUAGUAUUCAUGAAUUACAUAUAUGGCGUUUAACAGAUGAGAAAAUUAUUGCUAGUGCACAUUUACAUCGAAAAACUUUAGCAAAUUAUAUGUUAGUUGCUGAUAAAGUCAAACAAUUUUUUCAUUCCAUUGGUAUACAUUCUGUAACAAUGCAAUAUGAAUGUGAUGAUGAUUAUCAUCAAACACCAUUAUUAUAUCGAAAUACUGAUAGUCAAUCAAAAAUAGCUGGUGAUUGUUUACUUCGAUGUGAUGAUAAUGCAUGUGAUACACAGACAUGUUGUACAAUAGUAUCUGUUCGUUCAAAUACAUUAUUAAAUAGUAAUGAUGAUAAUACUAUACAAAUAUCCUCUAUUACUCAACCACAACAAAAUAAUAACAAUAAUAAUCCGAUAGAGACUGAAGUUGUAAUGGAUGAUAUAUCAGUUGAAAAUGAGAAAUUCUAA